CCCCGGCAGCAUGGUCAAGGGGGGAGCGACUGAUGCGUUGCAAGCUAGCCAGUGUCCAUCGCCUGUUUGACCUGUACGGCUGGGCUCAGAUGAGCCGGACCUGCCUCACUCUUUGUGUCAGUAAGGAGCUGGAACACUUCCUGGUGCUUCCAGACGGCCUGAGCUACAGCGAGGUCAUGGGCUCCAGUCUGGUUAAGGUGAAUAUUCUGGGCGAGGUCGUGGAGAAGGGCAGUACCAGCCUAGGGGUGGAUUCAGAGAAGUUCAGUCUGCACUCGGCCAUCUACUCGGCCCGGCCAGAUGUUCGUUGUCUACUUCACCUCCACACGCCAGCUACAGCCGCAGUGUCAUCAAUGAAGUCCGGCCUCCUGCCGCUGUCCCAUGAGGCUCUGCUGGUUGGUGAUGUGGCGUACUAUGACUACAAUGGUGUGAUGGAAGAGGAGGAGGACAGGGUGGAGCUACAGAAGAGCCUGGGGCCCACCUGUAAGGUUCUGGUGCUGAGGAACCACGGCAUCAUGGCGCUGGGCAAGUCCAUGGAGGAGGCCUUCUACAUGAUCUACCACAUCCAGGCCGCAUGCCAGAUACAGGUACUGCACACAGACACAUUCACGUUCUCCUGCUGGCUCACUGGACUCUGCUGGAGAAGAUGAGCCUCACAUUUGUGUAGGU
Messenger RNA from Thalassophryne amazonica, 666 nucleotides. Its product is annotated as beta-adducin-like. Gene Ontology annotation, molecular function: actin filament binding. The coding region runs from base 33 to 647 and encodes 204 amino acids. The transcript has 5 exons. Lineage: Eukaryota; Metazoa; Chordata; Actinopteri; Batrachoidiformes; Batrachoididae. Gene Ontology annotation, biological process: barbed-end actin filament capping. The record is from RefSeq and is a predicted model, not a curated record. Gene Ontology annotation, cellular component: postsynaptic density; cytoskeleton; plasma membrane.